CUUGAUUAUCCGGUACAGGAAAAAGUAUUGCAAACCAGCACUUCCAUCACAAUAAUGGGAUCAGUCGACGUUGUUGGACCACUUUUCCAGCCUUUGCGCGUGGGUGCUUUAUCUUUAAACCACCGCGUUGUUCUGGCCCCUCUUACUCGUAUGCGAUCAACAAAGGAGUCAGAUGGAGUUUAUGUACCCAAUGAUCUCAAUGUCGAAUACUAUUCUCAGCGCGCUUCGCCUGGGGGUCUGAUGCUUACAGAGGCAACUCCGAUUAGUCGAUUGGCCGCUGGGUAUCCCGGUGUCCCUGGCAUCUUCACUGCCUCUCAAAUCGCUGGUUGGAAAAAAGUCACCGAUGCGGUACACGCUAAGGGAGGAUAUAUAUACCUCCAACUCUGGCAUGUUGGUAGAGCAACUGUUCCGUCUUUUCUAGACGGGAAUCAAGUCUUGGGCGCCAGCGAUAUUCCAAUCAUUGGGAAGGCACUUGAUGGUUCUGAGUAUGCUGCUGCUCCUCCACGGCCUAUGACCGUGGAGGAAAUUCAUGAUACCGUGAAAGAAUACGCAGCUGCUUCGAAGAGGGCAAUUGAGGCCGGAUUCGAUGGAGUUGAGGUUCAUGGCGCGAACGGAUAUCUGCUCGACCAAUUCCUUCAUGACAAUGUCAACACCCGAACAGACGAAUACGGCGGUUCCAUCGAGAACCGUUCUCGAAUUGUGCUCGAGGUGCUCCAGGCAGUCUCUGAAGUCAUUGGCGCAGACCACGUAGGGAUUCGCCUGUCACCAUACAAUUAUUUCCAGGACACUCGCGAUUCUAAUCCAAAUGUCCACUGGCUCUCUCUAUGCUCGCAGAUUGCCAACCUGCCUGCGGAAUUCCGCCCAGGCUAUGUGCAUAUGGUAGAACCCCGCUUCGACGAGAAUUUGGAUGAGAGAGCAAAAAUCGAUUCGCUGGCUGCAGAGAAGCCCUCGUUGGACAUAUUCCGACCGACUCUCAAGAAGGGUGGCAUCAAACUCCUGGCGGCUGGGAACUUUAAUGCUGAUAAUGCAGGCCCAAAGCUUAUUGAAGAUGGGGCAGAUGCUGUUGUCUUUGGCCGGUGGUUCCUUGCUAACCCGGACUUGCCCCAACGAUUGAAGGAAGGACUGCCGCUGAACCCAUACGACCGUUCGACCUUUUAUGGAGCCGAACCCCCUCAGAAGGGCUACACGGAUUACCCUUUUUACAGUAAAUAA
Messenger RNA from Penicillium cataractarum, 1212 nucleotides. RefSeq names its product alkene reductase. Lineage: Eukaryota; Fungi; Ascomycota; Eurotiomycetes; Eurotiales; Aspergillaceae. The record is from RefSeq and is a predicted model, not a curated record. The annotation marks the transcript as partial. The transcript is spliced from 3 exons. Gene Ontology annotation, molecular function: FMN binding; NADPH dehydrogenase activity.